Arabis nemorensis is the source of this 1443-nucleotide messenger RNA. The record is from the annotation of a GenBank genome assembly. NCBI's taxonomy places the organism in Eukaryota, Viridiplantae, Streptophyta, Magnoliopsida, Brassicales, Brassicaceae.
AUGUGUUCGAUACAACGGAUACCUAUUCGGUUGUCGGUUUGGUUCCAAGUAUGGUUUGAUUUCGGAUCAGUUUUCCCGAUCUCAAUCGGGUUGGUUUCUCUGGCUAGUUCCAGAUCUAUAUCCGACUCUGUUCGGUUGCGGUUCUCCGGCUUGACCGGAAUGUUUUUGUUUAGUUGGGUUAAGACUGGAAACGUGUAUUCGAGUAGAUUCACGUUUUGUUGUAGAGAGUUGGGAGAACGUUUUUUCCGAAAUGAGUUGCCGGAAUUUAUACCGGAAGAAUCCACCGGAGAAGAAACCGUUUCCGAAGGUGAAGAUUCUCUUACGAAACUGCUCUCACUUCCGUACAGAUCAUUCUCCGACAAGCUUCAGAGACAUGCUUUUAGCCUCAAAGAUACGAUAGUGUUGGAGACAUGGGAACGAUCAGGAAAACGUGUUCGAGACUAUAAUCUGUAUACUGGUGUUCUUGGAACAGCUUAUCUCUUGUUCAAAUCUUAUCAAGUCACUAGAAAUGAAGAUGAUCUAAAGCUAUGUUUAGAGAUUGUUGAGGCUUGUGAUGUGGCGUCGAGAGAUUCUGAGCGAGUGACGUUCUUAUGUGGCUAUGCUGGUGUUUGUGCUCUUGGUUCUGUUGUAGCAAAGUGUAUAGGUGAUGAUCAGUUACAGGAUCGUUAUUUAGCCCGUUUCCGUGAGAUAAGGCUUCCGAGUGGUUUGCCGUGUGAGUUGUUAUAUGGUAGAGCAGGAUACUUAUGGGCAUGCUUGUUCUUGAAUAAGCAUAUCGGGAAGGAUAGUGUAUCGUCUGCAAGAAUGAGAUCCGUGGUUGAGGAAAUCUUCAGGGAAGGUAGACAACUAGGGAAAAGAGGAGAGUGUCCAUUGAUGUUCGAGUGGCACGGGAAGAAGUAUUGGGGUGCUGCUCACGGUUUAGCCGGGAUUAUGCAUGUUCUGAUGCAUAUGGAACUUGAACCAGAUGAAAUCCAAGAUGUUAAAGGUACACUAAGAUACAUGAUUCAAAACCGUUUUCCUAGCGGAAAUUACCUAUCUAGCGAAGGAAGCAAAUCAGAUCGCCUUGUUCAUUGGUGUCACGGUGCUCCUGGUGUUGCUCUCACGCUCGUAAAGGCAGCUCAGGCAUUUGUAGAGGCUGCAAUGGAGGCGGGAGAAGUCGUUUGGAACCAGGGAUUGCUUACACGAGUAGGAAUCUGUCACGGUAUCAGCGGAAACACAUACGUUUUUCAUUCUUUAUACCGAUUAACAGGAAAACCAAAGUACUUGUAUCGAGCAAAGGCUUUCGCGUCUUUCCUACUCGAUAAAGCAGAGAAACUCAUCGCAGAAGGUAAAAUGCACGGAGGAGAUAGGCCAUUCUCUCUCUUCGAAGGUAUAGGAGGAAUGUCUUACAUGUUUCUCGACAUGAACGACCCAACUCAAGCUCUGUUUCCAGGUUAUGAGCUCUAA